Messenger RNA from Pelobates fuscus (common spadefoot toad), 2259 nucleotides. RefSeq names its product methylenetetrahydrofolate dehydrogenase (NADP+ dependent) 2, methenyltetrahydrofolate cyclohydrolase (gene MTHFD2). The record is from RefSeq and is a predicted model, not a curated record. Lineage: Eukaryota; Metazoa; Chordata; Amphibia; Anura; Pelobatidae. Bases 64 to 1071 code for a protein of 335 amino acids. The transcript is spliced from 8 exons. Gene Ontology annotation, biological process: tetrahydrofolate interconversion. Gene Ontology annotation, molecular function: methylenetetrahydrofolate dehydrogenase (NAD+) activity; methenyltetrahydrofolate cyclohydrolase activity; methylenetetrahydrofolate dehydrogenase (NADP+) activity. Gene Ontology annotation, cellular component: mitochondrion.
CCGCUCCCCCUUCUAGCUUAAGUCACAGGCGCUCCACUAUCGGACCUCUGGGUUCUAAUCACCAUGGCAACCAUCACCUCCCUGCGUUCCAUCUGCUGCAUUGUGAGAGCCCAUGCUCGGGCAUUCCACGCUACACCCAGCCGGAAUGAAGCCGUUAUCAUAUCAGGAAGGAAGCUGGCCAGGCAGAUACGGAUGGAGGCUCGGCAUGAAGUUGAGCAGUGGGUGGCUGCCGGCAACAAAAGACCACACCUGAGUGUAGUACUUGUUGGAGACAAUCCUGCCAGUCAUUCCUAUGUUCUGAACAAGACCAAAGCUGCUGCCGAUGUGGGGAUCAGCAGUGAAACAAUCCUCAAACCAACCUCCAUCACAGAAGAGGAGAUGCUUGACCUGAUCAGCAAAUUAAACCAUGACGACAAGGUGGAUGGUCUUCUGGUCCAACUUCCCCUCCCAGAGCAUAUUGAUGAGAGAACAGUCUGUAAUGCUGUUAUCCCAGAUAAAGAUGUGGAUGGCUUCCAUGUAGUAAAUGUUGGCAAGAUGUGUCUGGACCAGUAUUCAAUGCUACCGGCUACCCCCUGGGGCGUAUGGGAGAUCAUAAAAAGAACUGGAAUCCCCACUCUGGGCAAAAAUGUGGUGGUAGCUGGGCGAUCCAAAAAUGUGGGGAUGCCCAUCGCUAUGCUGCUCCAUACAGAUGGCAGACACGAGCGUCCUGGAGGUGAUGCCACAGUAACCAUCUCUCACCGGUACACCCCUAAAGAACAACUGAAAAUGCACACUAAGCUAGCUGAUAUUGUGGUUGCUGCUGCAGGAAUCCCCAAUCUUAUUACAGCUGAUAUGAUUAAGGAGGGUGCUGCUGUUAUUGAUGUUGGAAUAAACAGAGUGCAGGACCCUGUGACCGGAAAACCUAAACUUGUUGGAGAUGUUGAUUUUGAAGGUGUAAGGAAGAAAGCCAGUUACAUCACACCAGUCCCAGGAGGAGUUGGUCCCAUGACUGUUGCCAUGCUGAUGAAGAAUACAAUCAUUGCCGCCAAACGAAUGCUAAAACAUGCAGAGCUUCAAGCUGUUGCCAUGUAACAUCCGCCCCCUCUUACAACUGACUUUACAUUCCGAAUCCAUACAAAGAACAGGCCGAAGUUGAAAAUGCAAUAUUUAUAUUUAUUGUAGUGAAGCUGUGCUCCGACGGUGAAUUUAUUUAUUCUGAGCAGUCGUCUCGCUCGGUGUGCAGAGCAAGGAAAUAAUUGACUUUUUGGAGUCAUUUCCUCUGCAUGAAAUGUAAAGUCCUCACAUGUGCUAUUUAAAGUGACUGUAACUAGUUACUGGUGCAUGAUUUAAGCCAAAGUUGAUGCAAUUGUGCAUCUAGGAAGUUGAUAGUUUAUUAGGCCUAUGCUGGAGGGCUAUGCAAUGAGCCAGAGUUCUCACUCAACCAGAGAAGGAUUAUUCUGUUACAGAAAGGAGUCCUAUGGGGAAUGGACAUUUUAACUUGUUGAAUGCAUGCAGGGUUUUCAUACCAGGAUUUUUUUUUCUUAGGAUUUUUUUUAAACUGGGACCCUGUUGACAUGUUUUAUAAACUGCAGGUCUCUGAUAAUGGGUUAAAAUGGUCAAUCGUUCAUACAUUAAUUUACUUGAAGUAUAUUGGUCAUAAUAACUUCAUUCUAAUAGUGGCGCCUUAAUUAUUGUGUAUGUAUCACCCAGAGGGUCAAGCCUCUAGAAUGUGACAGAUUCUUUAGAAUAACUGAAGAGAAUGUAAGUGUAACUGAUAUGCGUGACCAGUGAUAGCAGCAGGUAGACAUAUCUAAUAGUUAAGUGAUGGCUAACCUUUUCUGCUGUAGCAGCAUGAACUACAUCCUCCAUGAUGCCCAGCCUGUGGUAUGCCAUUAUUAUAGCUUAUGGAGCAUAUCCUAGACCCUGUGCCUGACUGCAUUAAAUGCUGUACUUGCACGGAAGACCAUCUGGAUAUAAAAAUGUUAAUAUUCAGUUGCUAAUGCUCAUAUGUGAGCACCUGGGUUUAUUUUAAUAACCCAUCUGAGUAACAUACCUAUUUUUACAUGUUUUUAUGAUUUUGUGUGAAAUGCAACAAACGGCAAAUGUUUUUUAUCUACAUCAGCAUCUGAUAAUGGGUUUACCAAUGCUGUGGAUACAGAUUUAAUAUUUCAUGCUGAUCUCGAAAGGAAUUAUGAAAUGAUUGCCUGCUCUAUCAUUUGUGCAAUGACAUGUGAAUGAGAUAGGUGUCAUUAUUACAUCAAUUAAAUUCUUAAUUCCUUA